Syzygium oleosum is the source of this 1416-nucleotide messenger RNA. RefSeq names its product anthocyanidin 3-O-glucosyltransferase 7-like. The coding region runs from base 1 to 1416 and encodes 471 amino acids. Gene Ontology annotation, molecular function: UDP-glycosyltransferase activity. The transcript has a single exon. The record is from RefSeq and is a predicted model, not a curated record. NCBI's taxonomy places the organism in Eukaryota, Viridiplantae, Streptophyta, Magnoliopsida, Myrtales, Myrtaceae.
AUGACGAUAUCUCAUUCCGAAAGCCAGAGAAAGCGGCAUUGCGCUGUUCUUGCAUUUCCUUUCGGCGGGCAUGCUCGGCCUCUCCUAGGACUAGUGUGCCGGUUAGCGCAGGCCUCGAUGCUCGAUGCACGAUUUUCGUUCUUUAGCACGGCAAGAUCGAAUCAACUGAUCUUUUCGCAAGUAGAAAACAAUCUCCCAGACAACAUAACAGCCUACGACGUAGAGGACGGCACGCCAUCGGACCAUGCGUUCACAGGGAACCCGCACGAACCCGCGAAUUUAUUCCUCGGGGCCGCGCCCGAGAACAUGAGGAAGGCCAUGGGUGUAGCAGUUGCGGAGACGGGUAUGGGGAUCAGCUGCUUGAUAUCGGAUGUGUUCUUAUCGUUUUCCGGAGAAUUGGCGGAAGAAAUGCGCAUUCCGUGGAUCCUAGUGUGGAUUUCGAUGCCGUAUCCCCUCUAUGUAUACACAAACAUCCGCCUGAUCCAGCAAAUAUGUUCGAACUCUCUUACUGCAAUUCCUGAUGUCAAUAAUGAACGUGUCCACAGAGUCAUCCCGGACGUGCCCGAAGUUCUCGUCGAAGAUUUGCCGGAAGGAGUUCUCGCGCCGGGUGACUUAGAAUCGGAUCUGGUAGGAAUUCUGGGUAACCUUGGAGCUCUAUUGCCAAGAGCUAGCGCGAUUGUCAUGAACUUCUAUCAUGAACUAGAUCCUACUGCUCUCACAAACAGUCUCAGGAGUACUUUGCCAAACUUGCUGUACUUGGGUUUUCUCACCUUAUCGUUACCACCGCCUCCGAAGCCACGGUCUCCGCCAUCGGAAGCUGACAUAAACAGCCACUGCAUAUCUUGGCUAGAAAGGCAAAAGCCUAGAUCCGUCGCAUAUAUAGGAUUCGGGACAUUAGCAAUACUUCCUGAAAACGAGCUUCAUGCCUUGGCAGAGGCACUUGAAGAAAGUAAUGUCCCUUACAUUUGGUCCCUACAGGGCAAUUCGAAGGAAAAACUCCCGAGCGGGUUUCUCGAAAGAAUCGGCGCAAGAGGCAUCGUAGUUUCAUGGGCUCCACAGAUCGAAGUAUUAGCCCACUCGUCGACCGGCGUAUUUGUAACUCAUUGCGGGAGCAAUUCUGUGUAUGAGAGCGUGGCGAAUGGGAUGCCGAUGAUAUGCAGGCCUUUCUUUGGAGAUCACAGGAUGAAUGGAAGAAUUGUGGAGGAGGUGUGGGAGAUUGGUGUCCGUGUUGAAGGCGGGGCCAUUACAAAGAAGGGUGUUCUCAAAAGCCUCCAGCUUAUUUUGGCCGAUCAAGCAGGUAAGGAGAUGAGAGAGAAGGUCUGCGCGCUCAAAGAGCUUGUUCAAGUGGCGGCCGGACCUAAUGGCAGAGCUGCUGAGGACUUCAGGACUCUGUUGAAAAUAGUUUCAGGAUCUUGA